Messenger RNA from Castor canadensis (American beaver), 4621 nucleotides. The record is from RefSeq and is a predicted model, not a curated record. NCBI's taxonomy places the organism in Eukaryota, Metazoa, Chordata, Mammalia, Rodentia, Castoridae.
UUCAAACCUCAUGCGUGUCAGCUGUAAUUCUGAUACCCUAGUAACUAUCUUGAAGGAAAUAGCAUAUUUAGGCUCUAUUUUCUUGUGUCUCCUUUUCUGCAGGACAUCGUCCUUAUCACGUAAUCACUGCCCGAGUUCACCCAGGAGAAAGCAAUGCCAGUUGGGUGAUGAAGGGGACCUUGGAGUUCCUGGUCAGCAGUGACCCUGUGGCAAGACUCCUGAGGGAAACCUUCAUUUUCAAGAUCAUCCCUAUGCUUAACCCAGAUGGUGUCAUCAAUGGCAAUCACAGAUGCUCACUGAGAGGGGAGGAUUUGAACAGACAGUGGCUGUCUCCCAGUGCUCAUCUCCAGCCAACCAUCUACCACGCCAAAGGACUCCUAUACUACAUGAGCAGCAUUGGCCGGAAGCCCAUAGUCUUCUGUGAUUUCCAUGGUCACUCCCAAAGAAAGAAUGUGUUCCUUUAUGGUUGCAGCACAAAGGAGACCUUGUGGCAAGCAGGCUGUACUGUGGGUGCCUCUACUCUCUUGGAGGAUGUUAGCUACAGGACUCUUCCUAAAAUCCUUGAUAAGCUAGCACCUGCAUUCACAAUGAGCAGUUGCAGUUUCCUUGUGGAGAAAUCUCGAGCCUCCACAGCCCGGGUGGUGGUGUGGAGAGAAAUGGGUGUGUCUAGAAGCUACACCAUGGAGAGCAGCUACUGUGGCUGCAACCAGGGCCCCUAUCAGGGUCUACAGUUUGGUACCAGUGAACUGGAAGAGAUGGGAGCCAUGUUCUGCUUGGGCCUCCUCAUCUUGGAACUGAAGUCCAUGAACUGCAGUUAUCAUCUCCUGGCUCGGGCUGAGGACUCAACUCUGCUGAGUGCUGAGGAAGAUCUGGACCACCACCUCCAGCGGUAAGAUGCUCAUGCAGCGUGAGGGGCUUUCGGACCUUUGUUUUCCCAGUAUGGAAUAUCUUGGAAAUGCACGGGAAGUGGAUCCAAGGGUUCUUUGACAGAGAGAAAAUAAAGACAAGAAGCUAGGUUCUGUUAUGCUCUGUGGUAAGCCAGACCCAGGACAUCCGUGCUUCCUACUGAAGACUAGAAGGAUGCUGCCAGCUUGUACACAUUUGUGUAAAUAUGAAACCCCACAUAUUCAUAAAUAUGCAUUAAUAAUACAUCUUACUUAUGACAAAGAAAAUACAUCUUGAUGAAACAUAUUCACAUAUAUAGAUGCUUACAUUUUCCAGUUAUAUUUUAUAUGCAUUAUGAUGGCAUAGUGAGCCAUUAUUCAGUUAAAAAAAAAGGCAGUCACACUGCCAAUAUAUAGACAUCUGGGGCAAGAAACGUUUUAAUUGUCCCAUUCUCAAAUGGUAACAUGCCCUCCUGGAAGCUAAGGGAACCAUCUGAAGAUGAUUAACCAUUGGCCCAGAGAACCUGACUCCCAUGGCAGGGAAGGGUUGGAUCUUUGAGAACUAAGAAUCAUUAAUGAGCCAAGUGAUGGAAAGCCAUUACCCAAAUGAGCCCCUUUCCUGUAGACAAAUAUUUUAGACUUGACCAAAACAAAUUCAAGGAUGAGAAGGGAGGAAAUAAUGGCUGUGCAAGAGAAGACAGAAUCAGGAGGAGCCAGGAGAGUCAGAGGCCAAGUCAUGGCUGCACUUUGAGCAACAGGCAGAUGGGGAUAAAGCAUCUGCUGGGAAAUGAGGAAGAAUUUUGUCAUGCACUCCAUGUCCAAGAGCAGAGAGAAAACCACUAAUACUGGGGCCGUUUUAUUUCCAGCUCAUUUUCAUUCAUUUUUUUCCUGCCACCAUUAGGCAGAUGUUCCAGGGUGCCUUCUUACCAAAUGGCCAGUCAAGCUUAGAAGGAUGUAGCAGUGUACAUUAAUACUGCUUUGAAAGCCUCCUGUUUCUCAGAGACUUAAUUACCUAAAUGCAGUAAUUAACUUGCUCAUCACACUAGGUUAUAGAUCAGAGACUGUAGAUUUAAGUAAAACCAGACCCCUUCUCUAGAGAUGCUGUCAUGAUUUCUUUUGUUUUGACAUCAUAACCACUUCUGUCUGCCCCUACUCUCUUCAACAUCCUCAGCACCUGAAGACUUGGUGUGUUUGGCCUCAUCCCGGGGUAUUCAGACUCUUCCUCUAACAGUAAAUGCUUCCACCUGCUAGGAUAUAUAUUUCAGUUUAUCUUUUCAUCUUUUCCUUUGCCAAGCUAUCUUGGGUCAAGCACGUCUGAAUUUCCUUUCCCUUUCUUUUCCUUUCCUCUGCUGCUCAUUGAGGGAAGAUUGAGCAGAACUGGCAUUGCUUGCUUUCCCUGAAUUGAUUGUGCCCGUCUGUUUGAUCCAAUGCAGUGAGGAUUAGUUGCCUGUAAACUGGAACAAGAAGAAAUCUAUCAAAGAAAUGCCUUUUCUAAUUCAAGUGUAAAGAAUUUGGUGUCAGGAUUCAAAAACAAUGACUGUUAUGUGGGUUAUCAUAGGAAGAUAGUUUACUUGCUUCCACCCACCAUCCCACACAACUGACUAUUAAUUUUUCAGAUGUGAUCAGUGCAGGGAUACUGAGGCUUGAGGUCAUUCCUCAACUUCUGCCUCCUCUUGGUCUGAUUUAGAAACUUAAAGGCAGGAUACCUGAACACAAGAGGGGUUGAUUCAUAUGACAGUCUGGAGUAGAUCUGAACUAAAUUUGAAGGCAUAGAGUGUGGUGGAGGGCAGCAAGAGAGAGAAUGUUGAUUUCAUCCAGAUUUGUACCACAAUAUAUUUUCUCAUUGCGAAACACUUUGUUGCCUGCUCAAAGGGCCUGAAGUUUAAAUGAUUGAGAGGAAAUUUACCCUGAAAAUAUUUUGACCCCAAAAUAUUCCAGCUAAUAAAUAUAUAAUAAAUAUAUACUCAUUAAAGAAUGACAGAGAGGGAGUUAAUACAAUAAAAUCUAUUGGUUUGAAACCAGCAACAGGUUGCUUGAGAGCUAUUUGAUUAGAUUCCAAAGAACAGAAUUAAAUCCAGAAAUACAACAAGCAGCAGAUAGAAUCCUAGGAAUUAAAUUAGCAUCAGGGUUCGUAUUAUAAUACCAAAGUAUAAGGAAUAUUUGUCAACACAAGUCUGUCUCCAUAUGUUUUAAAGAGAUUUUUGUCAACCUCUCCACUUCCUGCUUCUUUGUGGGGUUUAACAAGGGUUUCCACUACUCUUCAGAAAGAUUCUUUUUGUUUCACAGAAAGGAUUAACAGGGGGAAAGGGACUCUCUUCCGAGAGUCUGCCUCAAAGAAAUGCAAGGCUAUGGUAUUUGAAUGUGUAGGCUCACAUGCUGUCUAUGAGCAGCACUAACACCUGGGAGUGACCUGCCAGGAAGAAAAGUGUGGCUGUACACAGUGGACAUCAUGGUUUUUUGACAAUAGGUUUCAUGCCUCAUUGAUCAUAAGAACAAUUAGAGUGUAGUCAACAUCCACAGAGCAGCUUACCCGUAUUUUAGGCACAGAGAAAAAGCAGAAAACAGUAAAUGUUUGCCUUCUGAAAUGAAGAACCUGCCCACUUUGCUGUGGGUUUUCUUUCUCGGUCCUCUUCCCUCUUGCUCAUUUAAGAAAUGUCUGCAGACUCGUUAAGAUGUCUUUGGAUCUUCUUUCCUUUCCUCUUUCUUUCUCCUUCCUCUCAGUCUUCUCCCUGGAAAUAAUUGUGUGUACGCAGUGGGAAUGCUGAGCUGCUCCUCUGAAAGCAACGUUUAUCCUUGUGACAAGUCUUUUGCAAAGUUUUGCUGAGUCAGCCCUCCAUUUGUACUCCUCCACUGCCUCUUGCUCUUCAUUUGUCCCUCCAUUAAUAACAAGAAAAAGCUUGGAGUUUCAGUGCUAUGCCUCAGCAAUAGCUCAAUAUCUCAUGCUUUCUCCCAAAUUAUAGAUUUAAGGCUUUGGCUUGGGCUCCUCUUAGCUCAAACUGAUCCUCUUACUAUCAGUUUAUUUGGUUCUUUUUUAGGUUUCUGGGACAACUCUAAAAAAUAGAAGUAUUACAUAAACUUUAGAAAGACAAUUAUGUACAUAAUUAUUAUAUAUGCCUUUUUUAUUAGCAAGCAUUAAUAGUACAAGGUGGUUUCCUUGUGAUAAUUCCAUAGACGUGUACAGUGUACGUUGAACAAGUUCACCCCCCUAUUGUAUUUUUUAAUAAUUAAAAAGUUUGCUUCAUUUUCUUUUGAAAAAUAUAGUGUUACUCUCUGAAUGAGAGAACAUAUAAUUUGAACACACAGAUACACACACAUAUACACCCUACUUCCCAGUAACUGUCCUCCAGAUAACUACUGCCAAGAUUUAUCAUGAAUUUACUUCACCAAAAAAUUAGUAUGGUUUGCUUUAUUGCAGUGGUCUUGAACUGAACCUACAGCAUCUCUCAGGUGUACUGUAUGUUUUUUAUUGUUAAAUAAAUUAAGCAAUAUUGUCUUAAAAAUUUGUUUCACAGUUUUUACUAUUGAAUCAUUUUGUAUUUUAAAGUAAUCCACCCCUUGCCACUGGUUAGUAAUGUCAGUUUAUUAUGUAGUAUACACGUGUAUGUAUCUGGGUAUAUUUUUCGUUUUAUAGUCUGUUCUUUAGCAUAAAUUUUAAUAUAGUGGCUUGCAAUGUAAAUAUCUUCUUUUUUAAAUUAAAUUUUUUUUUCAUUUAUUCAUAUGUGCAUACAAUGUUUGGG